AUGUCGCGGAACGGUGUGUCAUCACCUGGUGGUGGUCCUGGCGCUGGAAGAACAGCCAACAACAGCGACUAUUUCGUGGAUACGAAGCUGUUGUUUCGCCUGAAGCGUUUCGUGACUGAGCAACAGGAGCGCGGAAGCCUGCCGACAGAGGAUGCUGCACUGGACUAUCUGUUGGAUAAGUUCAAGGAGUACGUCCGCAAGCCACAGGGGCCGCUGCGAAAAUCGGUGGGAAAGGCCUUGCGCAAGUGCCUCGAGGGCAGCCCGACGCCGCCCCGCGACACAAAGAAGCGCUCAAGGAUGCCGGAGGGCGGCGGGGUAGAGGCAGUCGGACUCCAACAAAAUCAGCACCGGCACCAGCAUCAGCUCUCCUCCCCUCGCGAAGAGACCACCGGUAGCAGCGUUGUGGGCAGGCAGAGGAAGAAGCGGAGAGCUCGCGAGGGAGGUGGAGACACCACCGAGCAUAACACCAAGAGCGACCACGAGGACCUGAGCGAGGACGAGCUCGCUGCCAGAGAGGCCGAGGCAGGCAUGCAGGGCCGUACGCACAACCUCCUCAACCAGUCCGUCGCAGCCGGGUACCGCACCAACGGAGCUUCGAGCAGGCAGGGGUUGUCCAAUUCUUCUCCUGUCGACGGGAAGGAUCAAGAGGGCGGCGGCUCAAUCAAGGGCGAGAAGAAACGCUCCAAGCGACCCCGACCGGGGGGACCGACGGCGUCGUCAAGAGCGGCACCUUCUGCGGCAGCAGGAGGGGGCGGAGGUGGUGGUGGGGCAGCGGCAGCAGCAGGGUACGAUGACCUAGGCGGGAUCUCAGAAAUUCUCCAGGAGGUGCGGGAGCUAAUCGAGUACCCUCUAGUCCACCCGGAAGUGUACGCACAUCUUGGGAUCGAGCCGCCCAGAGGAAUCCUUUUGCAUGGCCCACCGGGCUGCGGCAAGACAUUACUGGCGAACGCCAUAGCUGGGGAGCUGGACGUGGCUUUCCUCAGGAUAUCAGCACCGGAGAUCGUCAGCGGCAUGUCAGGGGAGUCCGAGCAAAAGGUUCGGGAGCUGUUUCGAGCUGCGAUCGAGAACGCCCCCUGCAUCGUGUUCAUGGACGAGGUGGAUGCCAUCACGCCUAAGAGGGAGACAUCUUCAAGGGGAAUGGAAAAGCGGAUCGUGGCACAGCUGCUCACGUGCAUGGACUCGCUGACGAUCGAGAACACGGGUGGAAAGCCCGUGGUGGUGAUCGGAGCGACCAACCGCCCUAACGACCUGGACUCGGCGCUGAGGAGAGCCGGCCGCUUCGACCGCGAGAUCUGCCUGGGCGUACCGGACCUCGCCGCGCGUGCACGCAUCUUGGAGGUCAUGGCGUCGAAGAUGACCCUAGCAGGGGAUGUUGACUUCCAGCAGAUCGCCAAGAAGACCCCCGGCUUCGUCGGCGCCGACCUGUCCUCGCUCACAAAGGAGGCCGCCGUCGUGGCGAUCAACCGCAUCUUCACCCGCCUCCGCGCCACGAGACCUCCUCCCAUCACCGGCGACCCAUGCAGCAACGACAACGGCAACGGUGGCGCCCCCAGCACUGCGCCCUGUGUAGCACCACCAGCAGCGACGGGCAAACCACGCGGGGGGCAGGACGCGACAGUCGCGCCAGCACACCCGGAGGACUCGGGUUCGGUUUCAGGAGCAGGGGCGGCAGAACCAUCCCUGGAUAGUGUUGUGGGCGACGCGAGCGGAUCCCUUACUACGUCGCCGGCGUCUUCGACAGCGGUGCAGCAAGGCAAAAAGACGGCGGAGGUCGUUGGUGCAGGCGCGGAGGAUGCGGCGGGGGCGGUGGGGGGCUUCCUCACGGGGCCGCUGUCCGCCGCCCAGCUCGCACCACUCAGCGUCACGAUGGAGGACUUUUUGACGGCCGUGAAGAAGGACUUUUUGACGGCCGUGAAGAAGGUCCAGCCAUCGGCGAAGAGGGAGGGUUUCGCUACCGUGCCUGGCGUUUCAUGGAGCGAUGUCGGUGCUCUAGCUUCCGUCCGCGAGGAGCUCGGCCUCUCCAUCUUGGAACCUAUAGCAUACCCGGAGAGGUUCGAGAAGCUGGGCCUGACGAUUCCGGCUGGCGUGCUGUUGUACGGGCCCCCUGGUUGUGGUAAGACCCUGCUAGCGAAAGCUAUCGCCAACGAGAGCGGGGCCAACUUCAUCUCUGUCAAAGGUCCGGAGCUUCUCGACAAGUACGUCGGAGAGUCGGAGAAAUCCGUCCGCCAAGUUUUCCAGAGGGCGAGGGCGUCCUCCCCAUGCAUCAUUUUCUUCGACGAGCUCGAUGCUCUGUGCCCGAAGCGCGGGGGUGGGGGUGAGGGGGGCGGGGUCACCGAGCGGGUGGUGAACCAAUUGCUGACAGAGAUGGACGGGUUGGAGGCUAGGAAGAACGUCUUCGUGGUUGCCGCCACCAACCGGCCGGAGCUCAUCGACCAAGCCAUGCUUCGUCCUGGCCGGCUUGACCGUCUUCUGUACGUUCCUCUGCCGAGCGCCUCUGAUCGCGUGUCCAUCUUGAAGGCGUUGUCCGCCACCGUUUCUCUUGGCCCCGACGUCGACCUCCAUGCGGUUGGCCACAAUCCCAAGGCGGAAGGCUUCAGCGGAGCCGACUUGGCGGCACUAUUGCGGGAGGCCGGGCUGGACGUCCUGCGACAGCUCAAGAGCCGCGAGCUGAUCGUAGGCAAGGGCGCUUACACAGAAAAGGGAGCUGGGACGGUAGUGAUGGCGACAAACUUCGAUAACGCCUUCCUCCGGACGCAGCCUUCAGUUUCUGCCACCGAUCGUGCCUUCUACGUCAGCAUGAAGGAUCGCCUCUGCAAAGCAAGGGCACACCCUUCGGAAGCGCUUCCUCCUGCCGGCGGUGGCGAUAACGAGCCGGCAGCACCAAUACCAUCUUCGGCGUAAGGACGGAGGGAUCCUCGUGCAAGGUUAGGUGGUGGAGGCCGUGGCAAGGUGGCGGCUUCGAAGCAAACGGAAAGUGAAAAUUUUGGCUCGCUUUGGGGAUUGAUUAGAACUGCAGGCCGUGCGUGCGCCGCGUCUUCCACGCGCGUAGGUUAUCUCAGGAUUCAUCUGUGCGUGCGAGACCCACGCGAUUGAUGCUGCCUUUGACGUUGGGAACACGUGGCGGGAAGGAGAACAGACUUGUGCCCACGAAAACGGUGUAAGAUAUUUUUGGGGGGGUGCCGCGUUUGGUAUUUCGGUAGCUAGAUUGGGGAUCAGUCACACCACGCUUAGAUCCUCGUGGCACGAUGUGCACGAUUCGGAGACCCGUGAGGUGGCAUGUUCCCGAUGCGAGCAUUUCGUUAGCGGUCCGUGGUACGCAAGGAGUUCCCUACCAUAUUUGUGCCCGUGAUUGUUUGUGAAGAAAAUGUUUGGAGUCCAAGCGUUGCUGCAACUAGCAUGAGGCUGAGGUGGUGGUCGUUGUUGCAGCGGACAAGGAUGAUGAGAAGGUUGUUUUAUGUACCAGCAGCCCGUUAAUUGAAGCAUGCCUUGGGUCUUGCUUGGGUCAGGCCAUUUAGUUGUCCUAUGGGGUAGAAGGGUCAAGAGCCCCCACCAACGAGAGUGUUGCAUCGGGGGGGAGAGGCAACCGAUCACUCCCCGCCCCCCUCGUAGAGAUAUAUUCCUGGCGCCGAUGUAUCGCAAACGAGUUGCAGCAUUUCCAAGGCGUGCGGUGACGUCAUAAGCGAAUCUUUUGCUGUUC
Ectocarpus siliculosus is the source of this 3697-nucleotide messenger RNA. Lineage: Eukaryota; Phaeophyceae; Ectocarpales; Ectocarpaceae. The record is from the annotation of a GenBank genome assembly.